Molecule: messenger RNA, 816 nt
Organism: Angiostrongylus costaricensis
Lineage: Eukaryota; Metazoa; Nematoda; Chromadorea; Rhabditida; Metastrongylidae
Source: the annotation of a GenBank genome assembly
AUGAAAUAUUGGGUAUGGGAUCUCGGAAGUUUUUGUAUUUUGGAAUCUUACAAAAUUUGCGAAAGUGGAAAGUGGAAGCCUCAGCUUCACUGGAAUGAAAUCGAUAAGUCCAAUCCACUUAUCGCACUAACAAACGGAACAAAUCAUGUUCCUCUGUAUGACUUGAGAAUAGGAGAUUUGGCUCAGAUACUCCGAAUUAACGACACUAGCGUUGUUGGAGCAGUUCGUUGGCUGCCAUCGAAGCACCACAUUUUGUUUUCGGGUGACAAUAGUGGUAUAUUGGCACGAUGGGAUAUCAGGAGUAACCGAGGAGCGCUUUCAUCGACCGUCAUCAAAAAAGGGACAGGGAUUAGAGGAAUGCGCUUGACUUCUGAUGGAAAACAUUUGGUUGUUGUUCUUUGCAACGGAGCCGUAAUUCUUUAUGAUGCAGUUACAAUGGAAGUUCUUGCAAAGUAUGAGUCCCGAAAUCUGAGAAAAUUGAGUGAAAAAAUGCUGCAUGCUCUUGGUCAGUUUGCCAUCUGUGACGAAGGAACUUCUAUACGAGUGGCUCUUCCAACAGGAGAUGAUAUUGAUUGGAUUCGCUUUUCAAAGGGAUUUCGACAGGAACCUCGCGUCACAUUCUGUUCUACUUUCUCGGGUCACUUGUCACAAGUAAAUGCAUGUGUAUAUCGAGUUGGAUCUCAACAGCUGUACACAGCGGGUUCUGAUCGCAAUGUGCUUUGUUGGGCACCCGAAAGUGAGCGACAUCGACUACAGUUGGAAACUGAAACAGUAAAACAAUCUGUUUUAAUGAACAAUUGGAGCGACGAUGACUGA